AUGUCGCAGCUACCAACCCAUGAAAAUCCACAAUGCGAAUUGAACCAAGAGUGUAAGGCACUAGGAUUAACUGGUCUCUGUUGCCCCACAAGCGAUGAUGUUAUGCUUUCAUGUUGUUACGGCGAGCCCAGCAGUGCUCCAAGCUAUUCUGAAGUCCCCUCGAAGCAGCCUAGUGUCCAGCCAUCAGUCUCGAUUACCCCAUCAUCCGCUCCGAGUAGUAACCCAUCGCUAUCCUUGGUUCCCAGUUCGGCGCCCUCGGAUCAGCCUUCUAUUUCGAUGAAACCAUCAAGUGUUCCAAGUGAUCAGCCGUCGGUGUCAUUGAAUCCGUCAUCUGCUCCGAGCAGCAAUCCAUCGCUCUCAAUGGGUCCAUCUAGUACCCCAAGUGAUCAGCCAUCUGUGUCGAUGAAUCCUUCCUCGGCUCCCAGCAGCAACCCUUCACUAUCAGUAGUACCGAGUGCAGCUCCCAGCAGCAACCCCUCGUUAUCAUUGGUACCCUCAAGUGCCCCAAGUGACCAGCCGUCAGUGUCAAUGAAUCCGUCCUUGGCUCCAAGCAGUAAUCCUUCUCUCUCACUGGUUCCAUCUGCUGCUCCAAGUAGCAAUCCAUCACUUUCGAUCGAUCCAUCGACCAUGCCGAGUGAGGUUCCGAGUAGAAGUCAGAACCCAAGCGAGAGCAAUGUACCUUCAGGGUCACCUUCGCUGGAACCGUCAAAGCAACCAAGUAGCAAUCCUUCGCUUUCAAUGGAUCCUAGUGCAAUUCCUUCUAACAACCCUUCACUAUCAGUGAUACCAAGUUUGGCUCCUUCGAAACAGCCUUCACUAUCAUCGGUACCCUCCAGUACCCCAAGUGAUCAGCCGUCAGUGUCAAUGGUACCAAGUUUGGCUCCUUCGAAACUACCUUCUCUAUCAUCAGUGCCCUCAAGUGCUCCAAGUGAUCAGCCGUCGGUGUCAAUGAAUCCAUCCUCGGCUCCCAGCAGUAAUCCUUCUCUUUCUGAUGCUCCUUCCUUGGCUCCCAGCAGCAAACCGUCGCUAUCUUUGGUUCCCAGCUCCACACCCUCGGACCAGCCUUCUGUUUCAAUGAAACCGUCUAGUCUUCCUAGUAAACAGCCCUCGGGUUCAAGCAGUCCUUCAUCAGCACCAAGUAGCAAUCCAUCGGUCUCAUUGGUUCCUUCUGGUGCCCCAAGCAAAGAACCCUCGGUAUCAAUGGUUCCAUCACAGCAUCCAAGUUUGACGCCUUCGGUCUCACUGGUACCAAGUAUGGCUCCUUCAAAACUACCUUCUCUAUCAUCAGUACCCUCAAGUGCUCCAAGUGAUCAGCCGUCGGUGUCAAUGAAUCCAUCCUCGGCUCCAAGCAGAAAUCCUUCUCUCAAUCCAUCAUCAGCUCCAAGUAGCAAUCCAUCACUUUCUUUGGUUCCUUCUGGCGCCCCAAGCAAAGAGCCAUCGGUGUCAAUGGUUCCAUCACAGCAUCCAAGUUUGAGUCCUUCGGUCUCACUGGUACCAAGUAUGGAACCUUCCAAGAAUCCAAGUGUCUCAAUGAUACCAUCCCAGCAUCCAAGCGCCAAUCCUUCUCUUUCUUUGGUGCCUUCCACUUCUCCAAGUGAGAGCCCUUCAGUCUCGAUUAAACCCAGUGAUGUUCCUUCUGAAGAGCCAACAGAAUCGCCUGCGCCAUCUCCAAGUCCAUCUCAUAAUCCAACAGGAAUUCCAUCAGAGAGUCAUGCGCCAUCAUCGAACCCAACACUUAGUGACGCACCAUCGGGUGAGCCAACGGAGUCGCCAGCUCCAUCUCCAUCACCAAGUGAGCAACCAACAACAAGUCAAAAACCUUCUGCCGUUCCGUCAGAUCCACCGGUGUAA
Molecule: messenger RNA, 1851 nt
Organism: Cylindrotheca closterium
Lineage: Eukaryota; Bacillariophyta; Bacillariophyceae; Bacillariales; Bacillariaceae
Source: the annotation of a GenBank genome assembly